This is a messenger RNA of Rhododendron vialii, 1230 nucleotides long. Its product is annotated as protein CHAPERONE-LIKE PROTEIN OF POR1, chloroplastic-like. Lineage: Eukaryota; Viridiplantae; Streptophyta; Magnoliopsida; Ericales; Ericaceae. Gene Ontology annotation, cellular component: chloroplast membrane. The transcript is spliced from 5 exons. Bases 267 to 1007 code for a protein of 246 amino acids. The record is from RefSeq and is a predicted model, not a curated record.
GAUCACGCACUAGCCUAAAUAGCAAGAGAUGAGAGGGGAAAGCCCUAGCAGCCCACUCUCUUCUCUCGGUAUCGUAUCUCUCACUCUCAUCUCAACGACUCAGUUGAGUCUCCUACUCUCUCAAAGUUUUCCUCUCUCACUCUCAGCGUCUCUCUCUCUCUCUCUCUCAAGUUGAGCCACUCAACUCCCCAUUUUCCUUCAGCGUUGCAUCAUUCAUCAUCUCUUGCAGUACUACCAGUGGAUACAAGGAAGGAAAGGCAGCUGGAAUGGCUUCUUUGCAACACACAAGUAUCAAUACCACAGUUUUAUGCAAAAAAGGGGCGAUUUCCGUAGUGGGUGUUUCGGCUCUUCCGUCGUCACUACCGAGGUUCAGAACCAUUGCGUGUUUCGCGAGAGGCAAUACUCCAACAUUCCCUCGAAUAAAUGUUCAGGACCCAUACAGACGGCUUGGUGUAAGCAGAGAUGCUUCUGAAAAAGAAAUUUGGAGUUCCCGGAACUUUCUUUUAGCUCAAUAUGCUCCACAUGAAAGAAGUGCAGAAUCAAUAGAGUUGGCUUUUGAAAAGUUACUGAUGGAUAGUUUCGUACGCACGAAGAAAAGAAAAAUCAACUUGAAAAGCAUGUUAAAAAAGCAAGUACAGGAGUCUCCACCUUGGUUCAAGAACUUGCUUGGAUUUGUGGAAGUUCCUCCUACCGUGAUUAUUCUUAGAAGAUUGUUCCUCUUUGCAUUCAUCGCUGGCUGGAGUAUCAUGAAUUCUGCCGAAACUGGACCCGCUUUCCAGGUGGCCAUUUCUUUGGGAGCUUGCAUAUACUUCCUCAAUGGCAAGAAAAAGAGCCUAGCUAAAGCUUCCAUGAUCGGAUUAGGAUUGCUUGUGGCUGGUUGGAUUUGUGGUUCUUUCCUAGUUCCUGCAAUCCCUGCGGCGCUGUUACAUCCAAGUUGGACACUUGAACUUAUAACAUCUCUGGUGGCUUAUGUAUUUCUGUUUCUUGGCUGUACUUUUCUUAAGUGAGAGCAGCCAUGUUGUCUACCUUUUGUUUCUUCUUUCUGCAACAAAGUUAAAACUGGAUAAACUUUAUGCCAUUUCCAUUUGGCCGGGAUUGUUCUUCCAUUUCCUCCCUCGUUCUUUCGUUGUGUCAUGGUGAGAGGAUAGCUACAUGGUUUUUGACUAUUGUUCCCUUAAUAUAUGUCGAAAUAGGCUACUACUAGUAAGCAAUGAAAUGCUUAAUCGUGAA